Messenger RNA from Penicillium canescens, 216 nucleotides. RefSeq lists its product as uncharacterized. The record is from RefSeq and is a predicted model, not a curated record. The transcript has a single exon. Lineage: Eukaryota; Fungi; Ascomycota; Eurotiomycetes; Eurotiales; Aspergillaceae. The coding region runs from base 1 to 216 and encodes 71 amino acids.
AUGCCGCGCCAGCGUCGGUCCUUCGAGUUUGAGUCUAAGCUUGGAGACGAAAUGUGCUGUGCUCCACUCAAGUAUCUUUGGGCGUCAAGCCAAGUCAGCUCAAGCCCAUCAAACAAACUGCCCGGAAGCAAGAAAUGGGAUGAAGUGAUGAGUGGUGGCAUUGCAUGGGCACUGGAAAAGCCUGCAGCUGGUCCAUUCGUGAUCAAUUCAGACUAA